GUAACAUGAAGAAAAAGAACCAACAGCAGCACGGAACAUAAAACUUCUAGCUCGGUUUUCCGAACGGACUAUUUACAAAGUUACAAUAUAGGAAGUUUGCUUUAUAAGUCCGUAAAUUGAGGAUCCACAAGCACAAUGUUUGCGGGUUUGCCUGAGCUCGGCAUUUCCAACGGGGAAGACCUUAAGGAAACUCUCACCAACUGUACAGAGCCUCUAAAAGCCAUUGACCAGUUUCAGAUGGAGAAUGGCAUCCUGCUGCCAACUCUCCAGUCAGCUCUUCCUUUCCUUGACCUUCAUGGAACACCUCGUCUGGACUUCCACCAGUCUGUUUUUGAUGAGCUUCGAGAAAAGCUGAUGGAGCGUGUUGCAACCAUUGCAGAGGGCAAGGAUGAGGAAAGAUACAAAAAGCUUGAGGAGCUGCUUGAGAAGAGUUUUCCACUUGUCAAAAUGCCAUCCAUUCAGCCAGUGGUGAUGCAGGUGCUGAAACAUUUACCAAAGGUGCCAGAGAAGAAACUGAAAAUGGUAAUGGCCGACAAAGACCUCUAUAAGGUGUGUGCUGUGGAGGUGAAAAGACAGAUCUGGCAGGACAACCAGGCUCUGUUUGGAGAUGAAGUCUCACCGCUGCUGAAACAGUACAUUGUGGAAAAGGAAGCUGGUCUGUUCAGCAGUGACCUCUCCAUUCUGCACAAUUUCUUCAGCCUUUCUCCCAAAACGCGACGCCAAGGAGAGGUUGUCCUGAAGCUGACCCAGAUGAUUGGGAAGAAUGUGAAGUUGUAUGACAUGGUGCUGCAGUUCUUAAGAACGCUGUUUCUGCGAACACGGAAUGUCCACUACUGCACACUUAGAGCAGAGCUGCUGAUGUCGCUUCACGACUUGGACAUCAGCGAGAUUUGCUCUGUUGAUCCGUGUCAUAAGUUUACAUGGUGUUUAGAUGCUUGCAUUCGAGAAAAGUUUGUGGAUGGCAAGCGAGCCAGAGAGCUGCAAGGUUUCCUGGAUGGAGUGAAGAAAGGACAAGAACAAGUCCUUGGGGACUUGUCCAUGAUUCUGUGUGACCCGUUUGCCUGUAACACCAUAGUGCUGAGUACCAUAAGGAACCUGCAGGAGCUGCUAAGUCAAGAUGCUUUACCUCGGGACAGUCCAGACCUGAUGCUGCUGCUUCGAAUGCUGUCACUUGGUCAAGGAGCUUGGGACAUGAUUGACAGCCAGGUUUUUAAAGAGCCUCGACUGGAUUUGGAGUUAGUAACUCGCUUCCUGCCUGCUAUGAUGUCAGUGGUUGUCGAUGAUCACACCUUUACUGUAGAGCAGAAGCUCCCAAGUGAGGAAAAGAGCUCACUGUCGUACCCCAGUGCUCUGCCAGACGCCUUCAACAGAUACAUGCAGGAGAACAGAGUGGCCUGUGAAAUGGGUUUGUACUAUGUGCUCCACAUCGCAAAGCUGAGAAACAAGAAUGCAUUGCAGAGGUUACUGCCUGCUCUUGUGGAGACCUACAAUGACAUGGCCUUUAGCGACAUUUUUCUGCACCUGCUGACUGGACACCUCACCCUGCUCUCUGAUGAGUUUGGUGCAGAAGACUUCUGCUCUGUUGUCUUUGAUGACUUCCUUCUGACAUCUUUGUCCAGCAAAGAGAAUGUCCACAGACACACGCUUCGCAUGCUGCUGCAUCUACACAACAAAGUGUUGCCAUCAUUCAUGGAGAUUUUGACAAAAACCCUUGAACCUCCAAAACAGUGCAGUGAGCCGGUUCGGGAGCUCUACACCCAAUUAAUGGAAAAACUGGAUGCACAGAAGAAGAGCCCUCCACCACCUGAUGAGACUUCAUCCAUGGACCUAGGACUGCACCCGGUGACCGGCCCCAACACGGCCUCCGCACCAGCCACCCCUCACUGAGAGAUGACCUACAUGGGAAUUAGAAGAGAAGUUGUAGUUAGUUGCUAAAUAUAUUUUACAGUUGUUUUUUAUGUUAUUACUUUGUUUUUGAGAUGUUUGUAGAGUGUCUUCAACUUUUUGCCGGUGAGAUCCAGUGGCCAUCUAUUUUUCUUUAAGGGUAAUAAUUAGAAUUUCUAAACUCUUUUUAUAUUCAUAUUUCAUGAUUGGGUUUACCAGUGUGUUACGUUUCAUUGUAUCAGUAGUGAAAACUGUAAAUAAAGGUCACAAAUUCCAUGUGGUACUGUGUUCCAGGCAUAGUUACAAGAAGUGAUGCCACAUUUUAUGCAUCCGUGCAUCUCUGUACACAUUCAGGCAUUAGAUCAGAAGUACUGAGAUAAUGCAAGAUCAUGUGUUCUGGAGCCUAUCCUAACCUAUCCUGUCAUUUGGUUGAAAUAUGAUUAAAAAAAAAACCUGGACAGGUUACCAAAGCAUCAUUACAGGGCCAAACAUUUUUAAGUGAACCACACAUUUAACUAAAGUUAAUGCUAUUUAAAGGCUGAGUGAGGACAAGGUUCACAUUCACAUGCAGUUGAAGGUGACAUGUAAGUGGACAGAAGGAGCAAAGCCUUCUCAUGGGCAUAGGUCACUAAGAUGCAAGCUUCAUCAUUAGGUGCUUUUGUAAGAAGAAGGAUUUUACAUUUGAUUCUAGAUUUUACCUGGAGCCACGAAGAAGAAAGCUUUUAACUAUUGAGUUUUGGAAUUUAGUGUUCAGUGUUUUUCAAUUGAAACACAAAAAUCUGGCAGAAUUUGUUUUAACACACUGUACUACAUCCAUCACCUCCUCCUCCCUGUCCAAUAUCAGCCACCAGUUUACAUGCACGGAUCAGCACUGCUGCUCGUGUAAUCCGUGGUGUGACACUGUCUCUAAUGUACCACUAGGGGGAGCGCCACACCAGAUGCUCAGACCUUUAGGAAGGAAAGAAAGAAUUUGUACAGAUUGUAGUGACCAGUUGGCAAAAACCUUGCUCCUACUGUGGUAAAUUGCACUGUUUAAAACCAUUUGAAACAGUUUAUUUUCUCUUAGGUUGUGUUUUUUGUGAAAUAUACGUCGUACGUCAUUAGCUGCAUAAUGCUUUCCUAUGUUCAUCCACUGUGUAACCUCACGUAAAACAAAAACAUUACAUAUUUGAUUUGAUUGAUUUGAUUAAAAUAGAACCAAACAAACAA
Betta splendens (Siamese fighting fish) is the source of this 3093-nucleotide messenger RNA. It is a transcript of the gene nelfb, whose product is annotated as negative elongation factor complex member B. The record is from RefSeq and is a predicted model, not a curated record. Gene Ontology annotation, biological process: negative regulation of transcription elongation by RNA polymerase II. The transcript has 14 exons. Gene Ontology annotation, cellular component: nucleus; NELF complex. Lineage: Eukaryota; Metazoa; Chordata; Actinopteri; Anabantiformes; Osphronemidae. The coding region runs from base 136 to 1887 and encodes 583 amino acids.